CACAUCCCAGACAAAGACGAGAAGAUCCCAAUCGAAUUGGCCUACAGCACAAUUUAAGAGAAAAUGACACGCUAUCUGUACUAUGAAACUCCACUAGAGUUUCUAAAUGAAGGCGACCGUGGCUUCUACAUCCUCCAACAGUGUAUAGCUAGGAAAAUGUUUGGCAUAAGCGUGGAGGCAUACGCCAUCAAAGAAGAUAAGCAUCAAGAGAGGAAUGGAAGAACAAUCCAAAUGAUUGAAGAGAAUAAGCAAGAGUGGAUUUCUCAAAGGAAGAAUCAAGAGAGGAAUGGAAGAACAAUCCAAGAGAUUCAAAGGAAGAAUCAAGAGAGGAAUGGGAAAACAAUCCAAGAGAGGAUUCGAAGAAAGAUCCAAGACAUUCGAAGAAAGAAUCGAGAGAUGUUUCCAGGCACUGCAGUGUCUCCGCUAAAACGAGCGAUGUUUCUCAUUAUUGCGAUACCAUAUCAUGCACUGCAUCUGUCAGUUUCUCUAGUUUGGGUGGCCGUCUUCUCGGUAUGUGGAAUCACGACUUUAAUCCUACUGUGCCUUGGUAUACUGAUCCUUGAGGCGCUAAGCAUGCUGGUUUCAACGCACUCAAAGAACUAUGAAACACAUUUAUAUCAGCUAAAGUUGAUGGAUGAGUAUGCCAGGGAGGUUAUACAUUUAAUUUGUGAUCGGUCAUUAUCAGAAUUAGAUCAAAGUAAAGCAGUGGAAGCAACCUUCCAGGCUAUCAAGAAUGGCAUCCCAGGCAUUGUGAAAAAAAUUAUAGAAGCUAAUGCUAAUAAUGUAUUAUGGUGCAACAAAGAUCCUGAAGAUCCAUUAAGAAACAUAUUUGCUUGUGCUAUAGCACAUCGUCAAGAGGAAGUGGCACACUUUCUUUAUGAAUCCCAAAAGGAGAAAAACAUGCUUUUUGACAUCGAUGAAGAUGGAAAUAAUACAUUACAUCUCGCAGCAAAAUUAGCUCCUAACUAUAAAUCAGGUUACAUCUAUGCGGCAGCUUUACAAUUGCAAAGUGAACUACGUUGGUUCAAAGCAGUAAAAGAAAUUGUUCCAGGAGCCUACAAAAAAGGCAAAAAUACAGACAAUGAAACCCCCUUGGAAGUGUUUGUUAGAGAACACAAGGAAUUGCUAAAAGAAGCGGAAGAAUGGGUAAAGAAAACAGCAGAAUCUUCAACAGUCGUUGGUGCUCUUAUUAUUACAAUUAUGUUUGCAGUGGCUCUUACUGUUCCUGGUGGGAAUGAUGAAGGUGAAGGUUUUCCCGUACUUUUGCACAAAACUCCGACACCGUUUAUGAUAUUUAUGGUAUCAGAUGCAAUUUCUCUUUUUACUGCAUCCAGUUCAGUGAUAAUGUUUUUGGGGAUUCUGACUUCACAUCAUUCUGAUGAAGAUUACCGCAAAACCUUCCUCUUGAUUAUCGGCCUUACUUCACUCUUCGUCUCUAUUGCAACAAUGACCACAGCAUUUUGUGCUGCUCUUUUCAUGAUGCUACAAGGUCAAGGUGGAUUGGGGUUAGUCAUUCCUAUAACUCUGUUUGCUGGUAUUCCUAUCGUAUGCUACGUGUUGUUGCAAUUUCCUCUUCUGGUUGAGAUCUUGGGUUUGACUUAGGUCAAACAUCUUUGGUAAGAAAGGGAUAUCCUCGAUGAGCAGGACAGCAGAUAUGGUCGCUAGGGGGAUGAGGAACUUGAGGGGUUGAGGACAGCGGUAAAAAAUCUUGCAAAUUCUAGUGAUGCCAGUGACUUAGUCUUUUUUUUUUUUUUUUAACUUAGGGAAUUUUUGGGAUGAGAGGUAGUGUUUGGGUAUUGAAUUCAAAACUCUACAUCCAAACUCUUUUUGAAGUCAUUAUUAGGUCACCUAGCUUUGGACUCAAUGAAUUAGUGAAUUAGUCACUUAAAUGAAUGUUGCUUUGAAUAAAUGCUGCCUUUUUUU
Messenger RNA from Rubroshorea leprosula, 1923 nucleotides. The record is from the annotation of a GenBank genome assembly. Lineage: Eukaryota; Viridiplantae; Streptophyta; Magnoliopsida; Malvales; Dipterocarpaceae.